ACAAAAAAAAAAAAAAAAAAAAAUCUAUUAAAUUUAAAAUAUAUAAAACUUUGAACGAUUUCCAUAAUGUCGCAACCUAAUAAAAAAGAAGAACUGCAGCAAUCGCAGAAUGCAUUUCCCGAUGAAAUGGCAUUCGACAACAAGGGUUUUCUUGAUACUCCCACAUCAGCUACUACACCAUUCAUGACAUCCACACCCACACCGACAUCUACACCACCUGCAUCCACAACUAUCAGAAUACCUGAAAUCAAAACUGAAAAUGCAAAUGAAACUGAGUUCACAUUAAAUAAUAACAAUGACAUCGAACGAAAUCAGCUGAAUAAUGAUAGCAAUAACAAAUUGAAUAGCAAAAAUAAUUUAAACUCACAAUUAUUAAAUUUCAACGAAAUCAUAAACAAUAAAGACAAUACAUUGCCCUAUAUAAAUAGUAGUGGUGUACCACACGGACUCUAUCGACAUUCAUUGCCGGCACCAUUACCAUUGUCCGAAAAAGAUGAACAGGAUGAUAAAUAUAAAUUAUAUACAAUUUAUGGAAAUGACACCGACAAUGACAAAGUGUCCGGUUUACCACAUUCGACAACCGGUUCACUAAGCUCAAUCAUCACGACGUCCAUAGCAUCCUCAGAACCUGAUCCAGGAGCGGGCAAUGGAGGCGGUGGGGGUGGUGGUGGUGGAGGACACGAUUCCACCAGCAUUGCUGGCGUACCCGGUAGUAUGGAUGAGAAAAUGGCGCUUAAUAGACCCGGCAUCAAACAAGAAAAAUGGACAACGAUUUUAUUGCAAGUUUCGAUACCAUUCUUUUUGGCUGGUAUUGGUACUAUUGGUGCUGGUAUUAUACUGGGGCGUGUUGAGAAAUGGCGCGUAUUCAAAGUUGUCGGUGAACUAUUUAUAUUGGUGCCCGCUUUGCUUGGCCUUAAGGGAAACUUGGAUAUGUGCCUCGCUUCACGUCUUUCCACACAAGUCAAUUUAGGCAACAUGACCUCACGCAAAGAAGUUAUACACAUGAUUGUGGGCAAUAUUGCAUUGGUGCAAGUGCAAUCCAUAGUUGCUUCAUUUUUGGUUGCUAUGUUUGCUAUAUCCGUUGGUGCUGCAAUGGAACGUGCAUUUCAUUUUGAGCAUGUUAUGUUGCUGACUGCAUCUGCUAUGUUUACAGCAACAUCUUCAUGCUUUGUUUUAGAUUUUGUAUUAGUGGCUGUGAUAUUAUUGUCCCAAAAAUUUAAACUUAAUCCUGAUAAUUUAGCAACACCGCUAGCAGCUUCUAUUGGCGAUGUUGUGUCUAUUAGUUUACUGUCAUUCAUAGCAUCUUUGCUUUUUGACAAUAUAUCAACUCAUUUAUGGAUCACGUUCGUUAUUGUUGCUUGUUAUUUAGUGCUUUUACCUAUGUGGGUUGUUGUCGUUCUGAAGAAUAAAUAUACGCGUCCAGUGCUUAAGAAUGGCUGGGUUCCUGUACUCUCUGCGCUUUGCAUUAGUGGUUUGGGUGGUCUUGUUCUCGAUGCUGCUGUAGAAAUCUUCGACGGUUUCGUUGUGUUUCAACCUAUUAUUAAUGGAAUUGGUGGCAAUUUGGUUUCAGUGCAAGCAAGUAAAAUUUCUACUAUGUUACAUCAAAGCUCAAUUAUUGGUAUUAUACCACCACAUACAAAGAUUUUUGAAUGGCCAUGGAAAGCACUUUUCAAAGGAGUACCAUAUGCUAAAACAGCACGUAUACUUAUUGGCAUGUCAAUUCCGGGUAACAUCUUAUUCAUAUUUGCAGCUGACUAUAUACAUAUGUCUACAUCGACAGUAACUUUCCCGUUUAUUGCAUCCUAUCUUGUGGCGAGUUUAAUACAGGUGAUGCUACUCUUGUAUAUUGCUCAUAUUAUUGUACAUGCUAUGUGGAAAUGGAAAAUAGAUCCAGAUAAUUCUUCUAUACCAUAUUUGACUGCCCUAGGCGAUUUACUUGGUUCCAGUUUGCUGGCGUUGGCGUUCCUUUUCUUGCUUUCAAUCAAUCAAGAAUAUGGUGCAAAUAUGGAACAAUUUAAUGCACUGUAAAUCGAUAGUAAUGAAUUCAUCCAAAGAGAAUGGAAAGAAUGAAACUUUUAAAAAUUCUCAAUUUAAAAUAUAUAUAUUUUUUUUAAAUGCUUAAAUGCCUUUUAAAAUGCAUAAAUUGAAUGAUAUUAACAACUCGAAAGAGCAAACGAGAGAGACAGAGAGAAAGCGUCAAGGAUCAGUAAAAUUUUAAACCUUCCGUACCUAA
Teleopsis dalmanni is the source of this 2233-nucleotide messenger RNA. RefSeq names its product solute carrier family 41 member 2. Gene Ontology annotation, cellular component: plasma membrane. The record is from RefSeq and is a predicted model, not a curated record. Gene Ontology annotation, molecular function: monoatomic cation transmembrane transporter activity. The transcript is spliced from 8 exons. Bases 67 to 2028 code for a protein of 653 amino acids. NCBI's taxonomy places the organism in Eukaryota, Metazoa, Arthropoda, Insecta, Diptera, Diopsidae. Gene Ontology annotation, biological process: monoatomic cation transport.